CAAAAAAUUAGAACAAUGCCCUUUGGAAACUUUCAAGCAGUAAAAGAUAACGUAUUGCAACCUGUCAAGGACAAAAUCACAGAUAAGACCGGCAAAUUAAAAAGAGUAUUCAAGAAAGACCCGGAGGAAAAGUCUUUUGUAAAAUAUGACGAACUGGACGAAGCCUUUUCCGAGGAAGAGGAUAAAAAGUCCCGUUUCCUUGGAUACUGUCCAUCAUGCACAUGCUGCAGAUGCAUCGCACAACGCUACCUAGUGGCCAUACUCAGCUGUAUGGGGUUUCUCAUCUCGUUCGGGAUUCGGUGUAAUAUGGGGGUUGCUAUUGUAACCAUGACCAAAAACGAAACAUAUGGAGACGAAAACAAAGUCCCAACAAAAAUACUCGAAGACGGAGAAAACUCAACUCUAGCUAAUAAAACG
This is a messenger RNA of Saccostrea cuccullata (small rock oyster), 417 nucleotides long. Its product is annotated as vesicular glutamate transporter 3-like. The annotation marks the transcript as partial. The transcript is spliced from 2 exons. Lineage: Eukaryota; Metazoa; Mollusca; Bivalvia; Ostreida; Ostreidae. The record is from RefSeq and is a predicted model, not a curated record.